CCAGGGUUAGCGAAUUCGCCUUAAAAAUGCAAUUCAAUGAAGGAGAAUAUCUCGAUUUUCUCUUCUUAAUUUAAAUUCUACACCAAGGAAUAUCACACAAUUUCCCAUAAAUUAUCUCUUGUUUAAUUAAAACAAACAAACAAACUAAUAUUAACAUUGGACAUUGAACAGUGAUUGACCAACGCGUACUUUAAUUAUUCAGCACACGUAUACACAGUGAAUUAGAAUUCUUUUAGCAGGAAAAGGAAGAAUAUAUUUAUAUAUAAGCAUAUACAGCAACAAUGGCCUACUCUGGUUAUUCAACAGACAAUUCAGAUACUACUGAUCAAAAUAAUUCACCAUCACAAGAUGAAAAGACCAAGUCAAAGACAAAACCUAAACGUCGUAAUAAUAAUCGUAAACGAUUCGCUAGAAUGCGUAAAUCAUGGAGAUUUAUGAAAAUGCGAAAAUUAUGGGAAAGAGAUAUGUCUAAACAAAGAAGAAUAUCAGCACCAUUAAUGUCUAUCAAAGCAAACAAUAAACAGUAA
This is a messenger RNA of Trichobilharzia szidati, 527 nucleotides long. NCBI's taxonomy places the organism in Eukaryota, Metazoa, Platyhelminthes, Trematoda, Strigeidida, Schistosomatidae. The record is from the annotation of a GenBank genome assembly.